UGUACUUGAAGUAAACAUCAUUCAAGACCUGAUGUCUCUAGAUACUGCAGGAGUGCAAUCUGAUUUUCUUUAUUAUAUAACAACUGAAAGCGACUUAUUUUUACGUGGUUGGCAUGCUUUUAAGUUUAUGAGUGGGUUGCAAAAUUUGAAAUCACUUAGUUUGUCAGAGAAGAUUCUCAAGGCUCUCUAUUUUUCUCAACGGAGAUUGCCAACUUUCAGAAACUUGAUUAAGUUGGAGCUUAUACCUUUUUAUUGCCAUGACUGUCCUCGCAUGUGUGUCUGGAAAGUGUUAUCAAGCUUAUUUGAAAGUUCCCCUAACCUUGAAGUGCUUAUCUUCCAGGAAGUCUUUAAGAACUACUUUAGUGAAGACGAGGAACUUGAUUCUGUUUUCCCAGUGGCUCUUCCACUGACUUUCAUUGAACAUCUUAAGGAAAUAGAAUUCAAAAAUUUUGAAGGGAGGAACAUGAAUUCAAGCUGGUAG
Messenger RNA from Coffea arabica (coffee), 481 nucleotides. The record is from RefSeq and is a predicted model, not a curated record. NCBI's taxonomy places the organism in Eukaryota, Viridiplantae, Streptophyta, Magnoliopsida, Gentianales, Rubiaceae.